GUGUUUUUAAAGCUUUUGUCCCCAAAUUUAUUCCCCCAAAUAAUCAAUUCGAAAAGCUGCAUUUCUGCUCUCGUUGUCUCAUGGUAUUUUUAGUUUGCUGAUCUGAAACCUGUAAGUGUGACAAAAAAAAAGGCAAAAAAUAAUGAGAAGAAAUCCAUAAGGGGUGGGGGGAAAUACUUUUUUUUUUUUUUUUACAGCUCUGUUGAUUUCUUAUUCAGUGAAAAGGGAAGUGAGCCGAAAGCACUCAUGAGUGUGUUUUUAGCAUUUUUAAGCUGCUCGGUCCUCCUUCGAGGCACAGCUGAUUAGGUGACCCCCUCACUGCGCCGUUAGGCCAAAAAAAGCCGCACAGUUAUGAACUGACACGUAACCACAGCGAGGCUGUGUGAGACAGACCUCAGUAGUAAAAAUGCUCCCAGGCACCUCGUGUUGUUUCGCCUCAGAGUUCAAACCGCUGAUCGGCAGACGAGCGCUUCCUGCUCCUUCGUAACUUCACGUCACCUUGGAAGUUAGCUCUGUGGUCUUCUGAGAAACCGUGACGCUCAAUCAGGUUCAAGAGUUUUGCAUAUAAAAUCAGAAACUCUUUCAGGUGUGAUGCUCUUUAUUAAGUCUUUUUUUUCUUUUGGUUGUUUGUGUUUUUUUUCUUUUUCUACAGGCUGUCAGUGGAGAUCAAGUGAUACCGCUUAUCGCGCCGGUGUUUUUUUUACCUAAAACUCGAAACAGGAAGCAGCUCGAGUGCGAGCUUCUUCAACUUCCCGUUGUAUUGUGUGACACAAUCGCCGGGGCUCUUCUCAGAGAGGGCCACAAUUUUUGACUGCAGCAAACCUGAUGCUUUCAAAAGCUAGAGAUAUUUUUUGUAUAUUUUUAUUUCGUACUCUGCUCGACUGAGCAAUGACUUUACUUCUGAGCUUUUUUGCAUGUCUAAGAGCCAAGUUCUUCAACUGAGGCUGCAACAAAGAAGAAGCAGAGAAGCGGUGCAGAGCUGUGGAGCCAUGCCUCCACUUAAAAGUUCAGCUGCCUUCCACCAGCAGAGACGGGGCUUGGAUCGAGCUCAGACUGAGCACAAACAGAAGAUCAGGAGAGAGUCAAGGAGUCCCGAGGCCAUCAGGAUGCGGAUCCUGCAUGAGAAGUCUGCCAAACCACAGCUUCAACCCAAACACGUUCAGCACAGAAACAUUUGCCUUGCUGACGACUCGAACAACAAGAUCGCCCACAGAGCGGGGCCCAUCCACAGAAACAUCCUGCCUGCGGAUGCUUGCUUCACACAGGCCGGCGUCACGCAGAGGCGUUUUCCAAAGCCCGCGGGGGGGAACUCGUCAUGCGACGAGGACAGUAAUGACAGCCUGUCUCCACGUCAGUCAGAAAGCCGGGAGCGUCCUCUGGGCAUUCAGCCGUCAGCAGAGGGACCGGCCAGCAGCAGCCUCGCCUCUCCAACCCAGGUUCCUCGGUCAGCUCUUCCUUUUCAUCUCUCCUCCACUCGUCCGAACUCCUCUGUGCAGAAGACUUGUGGAGUCCCUCAAAUUAAGAGCCAGCGCCCCUCCACCCAGAAGCACAAGAAAGCCAAGGACAACGCACCAAAGGUAAAGAAGCUGAAGUACCAUCAGUACAUUCCUCCUGACAAGAAGGGAGAUGCCGGGCCUCUUCCCGAUCUGGACUCCUGCCACGCCAAGAUGCUCCAGCAGCAGCAGCUCUUCCUCCAGCUGCAGAUCCUCAGUCAGCAGCAGCACAACUACCACGCCCCGCCGCCCGCGACGCCCACGGAUCGGGACCCGCCUCCUUCCUCUUCUCCGUCUGACUUGACCUCCACUUCCUCCCCACCUGACUCCUCUCCCCGCAUCCACAUCGGUCCAAGUUCCGGGACAAAAGUCUCAUCGCUCUGUCCGAAUCUGGACGAAAUGAAGGUCGCAGAACUGAAGUGUGAAUUGAAGCUGCGCAGAUUGCCCGUCUCUGGCCCCAGGAAGGAUCUCAUUGAGAGGCUGAGGACGCACCAGGCCCUCGGCCGAGGCAGUACCGCCUCUCCGACAGCAGGGGGAACCAGCGAGCCAGAGCUGGGAAGAACACAACCGUCUUCCAAAACAGGCGGCAGUUUCAGUGCGAGUGAACCGUCUCCUCAGCGGCUCGUCAGGUGUGACAGAGCCGUCAAGCCCUUCGACGGACCCAGCCUGCCGACCGGCGCGAAUCCGGAAGAAAUCAGCUUCAACUCUGACCCAGUGGGAGAACUGAUGACCUCUCCUGCCUCCAGCCUUCAGCCGCUCACCACGGCUCCAGUGUCUGCUGCCGUCAAACAGGAGCGCCGACACUCCGGCCCGGCGCCUUGUCGCUUCUCCUUAAAGUCUACCUCUCUGCAGGAACGCAGCUCGUUCUGCUCCGCGGCCCCCGCCAUUACCGCGGCAACUCCUCCUGUGACUGUUGACAAAGACAGAAUGCUGCAGGAGAAAGAUAAGCAGAUUGCGGAGCUCACCAGGAUGCUGUUGCAGAAAAACAGGUUGGUGGAGGAGCUGAGAAUGCAGCUGGGAAACGGUAACCGAGACGCUCCGGAGGCGUCCGUUCUCAAAAGAGUGAAGGAGGAGCCUCCCGACGGGUCAACAAGUCCUUCUCUGGUCGUUCUCCGUGAAAAGGAGGUUAUAACCAUCAAGAGGGAAACCGUGGAGGAAGCGAUGGCAUCCAAGAUGUCGCUGCAAUCGCCUAGCCCAACUCAACAGACUCACAGUCAGACGCAUCUUCAGCUCCAGCAGAACCAGGUCUGCCUCCAGGACUCUGCUCGACAGCUAGCUCAGCAACAGGCCAUCGGUAGGCUGCUGCUGAUGCAGCGUAGCACUAAGAAGCUGCAGCACGCCGCUCAAAGUGUCAACGGGGCGCCGGAAGCCCACCAAAAACCCCGUCCGCAGAAGCAAAGGAGAUCUCAGAAACGGCACCUGCAGACGCAGCCGCCGCAGUCUGAGCAGCGUCGCCCCCAGCUGGAGAAAACGAGGCCGGAGCGACAGGUUCUGCUGAGGGAACAAGAGAGCGUCGCCAAGAAGCACCAGCAACAGAACAACAAGCUGCAACCCGUCCAGAUGCAGAGCAGGAUGCAGCAGCAGCAGCAGGAUCUUCUGAACAAUGACUCCCGCCCAGCCGUGGUCGGUGACAGCAAGAGGAAGCACAUCCUGAUUCCUUUGACCAAUCACAUUACAGGAGACCGAGGAAAGGCGUCAAAUCACGAUUCAUCUCAGUUCUUUAAUGCCACACCGUCAUUAAACGAGGAACGUCAGGAACGUCAGGAACGCCUGCAGGAAGCAGCAGCUCAUCGUCCGUCAGCGCCACCCAGGCUGCAGUCUCCUCAAACGUGGAAAAACUCCCCAUCACUUUUCUGUCAAACUGAGACGUUUCCAGGUCUGGACGUCACGUUGAGUCCUCUGUCGUCAGAUUCGGUCGAAACGGCAGCUUCGCCAUCUCACGAUAAACUGAGAGACAAGGAUUUCAUCGACAUGAUCCUGCAGGCUGGAGAAACACCCGACGCACUGAAAGACACCAGAGACUUCUCGUUUUCUUCGCCUUGCCUGUCCCCGCUCCACCUCCUGUUGUCUCCGCCCAACACCCCCAGCAGUGCUGCACUACAACACGACUCUCCUCUGCAGCCCGGGCCCUGGACUCCAGCCAAAAGCUUGGAUCAUAAGAAGCACUUCGAUCUGUGCGGCGGCGGACGCCUGGAGGACUUUCUGGAAGGUGUCCCUCUGAAGCCUCUCCAAGGGGAGGAACCGGACGCCCUCCUCACUUUGCUUGAUGACCAAAUGAUGUGCACCACCAGCGUCCUGGACACGGUCCCUGUGGAUUCCUCGGACACGGAGUGGAGCGCCGACGUUAAGGACUGGCUGGGCUUUCCCGUGGGAGGAGAGAGCGAAUGGGACACAUUGGUCCCCCAAAGGCCCCAGAGUGUGUUUUCGGCAAACUUCCUGGACGGUUCCGACCUUCACAUGAACUGGGACUCCUGAAUGUAGCUGGAAAUAGUCAGAAAAGCAACUCAAGAUGUAGCCUAUACCUGACGUUUCAGGAUUUAAGCCAAGCACAAAGUCUGUGUCAUUUCUCCUGAUCAUAAUCUCAAAACCGUUUUCACGU
This is a messenger RNA of Poecilia latipinna (sailfin molly), 4092 nucleotides long. RefSeq names its product MKL/myocardin-like protein 1. Bases 915 to 3968 code for a protein of 1017 amino acids. Gene Ontology annotation, molecular function: transcription coactivator activity. Gene Ontology annotation, biological process: smooth muscle cell differentiation; positive regulation of transcription by RNA polymerase II. Gene Ontology annotation, cellular component: nucleus. The transcript has 18 exons. The record is from RefSeq and is a predicted model, not a curated record. Lineage: Eukaryota; Metazoa; Chordata; Actinopteri; Cyprinodontiformes; Poeciliidae.